This is a messenger RNA of Lathyrus sativus (Indian pea), 855 nucleotides long. Lineage: Eukaryota; Viridiplantae; Streptophyta; Magnoliopsida; Fabales; Fabaceae. The record is from the annotation of a GenBank genome assembly.
AUGGGAAUGAGAGAUUUUCGUAUCAAAAUCAAGGCUUUGAGAGUGAAACUUUCAUGUUUAGGAAAAAGAAGCACGAGAAGAAACCAUGAAAUUGCAAACAAACCUUCAUGGAUGACGCCGAUAUCGCACGGUCAUCAUGUGGUGGAGCAUGAUUUGUUUGAAGGCGAUGAUUCUGAUGAUUAUGAAUUUGAUUCAGUUGUGAUACAGAGAGAGCAAAUUGGAGGUGCUGAAUUGUGGUAUUUCGGAAUUUUUGAUCCUGUGAUUGGAGAUUGUGUUACCAAGUAUUUGCAAUCUAAUUAUUUUGACAAGAAGCUCACAGAGACUCAUUUGGCAAGAAAAGCGAAAGAAACACUCAAGAAAGCAUACCUAGGUGCAAAAACAAAGAUCAGAGAAACACAAGAAUCAGAGGAAACUUGCUUAAUAGGUUCAACAUCAGUGAUAAUAAUAAAUGGAGAAAAACUUGUACUAGCCAACAUAGGAGAUUACAGAACUGUUUUGUGUAAAGAUGGUGUAGCUCAUCAGACACAUGGAAGAUACAAUCAUCAAUCAGCUAAGAAACAUUGGUAUCACAGACUCUUUUCAGUAAUAGCAUGUGAAUCAGGUGGUAAUGCAACUGCUACAAAGUAUGCUAAAGCUUCGGAACUAGUGGUUGGAGGUUACUACCGGAUCGACUCAUCCACCGAGUUUGUGAUCUUAGCAAGCAAUGGAAUAUGGGAGGUGAUGAAGAACCAAGAGGCGGUGAAUCUUAUUAGGCACAUAGAGGAUCCACAAGAAGCAGCUGAGUGUCUGGCUAAGGAAGCAUUGGUUAGAAGGAGCAAAGGCAACAUUUCAUGUUUGAUCAUUAGAUUUGAUUGA